Messenger RNA from Guillardia theta CCMP2712, 1518 nucleotides. RefSeq lists its product as hypothetical. The coding region runs from base 1 to 1518 and encodes 505 amino acids. The transcript has 14 exons. Gene Ontology annotation, molecular function: protein binding. The record is from RefSeq and is a predicted model, not a curated record. Lineage: Eukaryota; Cryptophyceae; Pyrenomonadales; Geminigeraceae.
AUGAUUUGGACAGCCUGUGGCAUGCUGAGAGAGAAACUGGGGGCACAGAAGAGAAGCAAGCAAGGAAGAGAGGCAGCGCAGGAAGAGGCUGGAGGAGAGAGGAGGAGUGAAGAGGAUAGUAGUGUCAGUCCCAGUGAAGAGAUAGGAAGUGUGCUGAAGAAGCACGCCAAGAAGAAUGAGGACAUGCCUGUCAACGUGGAGUUCAACCUGAAGAAGAAAGCGAUCCCUGCAACACCCGCUACACAGCUCGUCGAGGUCCUUGUUAAGGCAUGCGAAGAGUUCAAACAAGAUCCUUCAUCUCACUGCUUGCGGCAUAAGAAGAAGUGCGUAUUAUCAGGGGAGCUCGACCUGGCGCUCCCGCUGCGACUGGCGAACCUUCCCAACGGGGCCUCUCUAGACCUACAGCCCCUGACAGAGCAAGAGCAGAAAGCUCGAGUCGUGUCUGUCACCCUGCAGCUGGAGGACGGCAAGAGGUAUCAGAAGGAGUGCCACUGCAGCACACUGCUCUUCGACGUGCUGCAGAACUUGGAGGACGUGUGUGGGGCAAGGCUGGUGACUGGGGUCAACAUGCUGCAGGAGUUGCCUUGCGUGACGGUCAUGAACAAGACGCUGGAAGGAGAGCAGCUCCGGAGCAGCUCGCUCCUCAGCAUCGGCCUCGUCUCCGGAGGAGCCUUGCUCAAGUACCGGCUCAAGAAGAACGAGGCGGCGGCAGGAGGGGAGCAAAAGCCGGAGCAGCCGGAUGCUGCCCAGCAGAACCCCAGCCAGCCCGACGAGAAGAUGGAUGACGUGGCAAGCUCUGCCGUCCCUGAGCCAGCAGAAGUCCCUGGAGGACAAGCGGCGAGCGAGGAACAGGGCGGGGCAGCGGUGAAACAACCGUCGGAAGACCUGCACUCGUUGGAAGCCUCGAAGAAGGCGAAGGAACAAAAGAGCGGUUUCAAGACAAGGAAAAUGAGAGAAGAGGAGCGAGAGCAGAAGCUGUCUGCCUAUCAGACUGUCGUCAUCCGAGUUGUCUUCCCGGACAGAACUUGGCUUCAGGGCAAAUUUUCGUCACAAGAGACGUUCUCUGACAUCUACAACUUCGUUCGCCAGGCACUUGUACAGAAAGAGAGGGCAUUCUACUUGUUCAUGACGCCUCCCCCCAAGAGGAUAGAAGACUCCUCUUCCACCCAGCUCAAAUACUCCCAGCUGCUCCCGGCUGCGAGGAUUCUGUUUGCAUGGAACGAGUCCAAGUCAGAGCCUGACUGCUCCUACUUGUCCUUCUCCUACAUGUCAAGGAUCGAAGAGUUUGAGGAGCAGAGCAAGAAGGCGAGGAUGGACGUGGAAGGAGGAGGGGAGGCUGAGGCAGGCGCAUCGGCAGAGAUGGACGCAGAAGCAUCCAAGGGCGAGGCCUCGGGAGGAGACCAGCAAGCCCCGGAACCUCCGAGGGUGGAAGACGAUCAGAGAGCAGCUGCGCUGCGUGCUGCUGAGAAACGAGCUGAAAGGGUCUCAGGGAAACCGAAGUGGUUCAAGAUGCGCUGA